Messenger RNA from Orussus abietinus, 953 nucleotides. Its product is annotated as COMM domain-containing protein 5. NCBI's taxonomy places the organism in Eukaryota, Metazoa, Arthropoda, Insecta, Hymenoptera, Orussidae. The record is from RefSeq and is a predicted model, not a curated record. The transcript has 4 exons. Gene Ontology annotation, cellular component: nucleus. The coding region runs from base 101 to 715 and encodes 204 amino acids.
UCCACGUCGCUCCGUCGCUUGUGGUCACUUGUGGUCGUUUGUCACUGUAGGGCUAAUGAAAUAUCGGCCAGAUUCGUAGGAUUUGUCGUAAAACAGCAAAAUGUCAAUGGACUUUCAAAUCCAAUUAGCAUCCUCUUUAGGAAAUAAGACUGGAUUUUUACCAGAAUUAAAGAAAACUAUGGUACGACCAUUAGCGCAACUGGCUGUCAAAACGAUAGAGCAGAAUCAUGUAGAACCUGGUGUAUUAAACAGAAUCAGCGAGAAAUAUAAUAUUCCACAAGAAAAGAUAGACGAGUGGUACGCGACUAUUCUGACCAUUCUGAGACUACAUUUACGAGCUCCCACAGGGUCCAUUAAACCGACCGAAUUCAAGCAAUGCUUGCAGGAAUUAAAGUUAUUACCUGAAUGUAUCGAAGACUUAUCAACCGUUGCUUAUGGCCAAAGGAGACCUUUGUUAAUUCAGAGUUUGUCAGAAAAAUUGAAAUUUUAUCCUCAUUUUAAGUUGUGCAAAUGGAGAAUUGAUAUUACCAUUUCGUCCAGUACAUUAUCGCGAGUGCUUCAAUCUGUCGUUUUAAUGGAAUGGUUUCUCAGUACCGAAGAAUGUUGUACGUUUGAAUUGUCCCUUGCGCAAUUUCACCGUCUUCGGCAUACCGUGGCAAAUCUGCUUAUGGAGAUGCACACUCUUGAAAAUUGCAGUACAUUUAAAAGCAUCUAAACCAGCUGAUGAAGCAUAGGAAUUUAAUGUGAAAGAAUUAAUAGAAAAGAAGAAAUGUCCAACUUUUUUAAACUAAUUAAUACCAUGAAAUCUUCAAUAUAUCGGUAUUACGUUAGCAAUGCAUUUUGCGAUGAAAUAUGUAUAAAUUAUGCAGCUGUAUGCGCUUGAACUUACAAGAUAAGAAUAUGUAUCCACAUAUAUAUUACAAAAAUGAUAUAAUACACCACGAACACGCAUA